Charadrius vociferus (killdeer) is the source of this 2156-nucleotide messenger RNA. RefSeq names its product contactin associated protein 1 (gene CNTNAP1). NCBI's taxonomy places the organism in Eukaryota, Metazoa, Chordata, Aves, Charadriiformes, Charadriidae. The record is from RefSeq and is a predicted model, not a curated record.
GCACCAGUGGCUGGUCCCCUGACCCCCGGGACAAGCAGCCCUGGCUCCAGAUCGACCUGAUGCAAAAGCACCGGAUCAACGCGGUGGCCACACAGGGGACCUUCAACACCUACGACUGGCUGACACGCUACAUCGUGCUCUUCGGAGACCACCCCACCAGCUGGAAACCCUUUUUCCAGCAGGGCAGCAACUGGACGUUCUUUGGGAACGUGAAUGAGAGCGGGGUGGUGCGGCACGACCUGCACUACCCCAUCCUUGCACGCUACAUCCGCAUCAUCCCGGUGGCCUGGAACCCACGUGGGAAGAUCGGGCUGCGCCUGGGUCUCUACGGCUGGGGCCCCCGGUCCCAUGUGCUCUACUUCGACGGGGACGAUGCCAUCUCCUAUCGCUUCCGGGCCAAGAGGAUCAGCACCCUCGAGGAUGACAUCUCCUUCAACUUCAAGACGCUGGAGCAGGACGGGGUGCUGAUGCACGGGGAGGGCUCGCAGGGUGACUACAUCACGGUGGAGCUCAAGCAGGCCCAGCUCCUCCUGCACAUCAGUUUCGGCGCUGACCCCCUCCCUCUCCCCCAGCUCUUCUUCGGCGGGGUGAUUGACCAGGACAAGCAGCACCUCACCUACCGGCAAAACUUCCGGGGCUGCGUGGAGAACAUCAUCUUCAACGGGGUCAACAUUGCCGACCUGGCCCGUCACCGGAGACCCAACAUCCGCUUUGAGGGCAGCGUGGGCCACUACUGCCAGGACCAGCUGAACAAUCCCAUCACCUUCGCUGGCAUCAACAACUACGUGCGAGUGCCGGGGAUCCCACGGAGGAACCGCCUGGCCGUCAGCUUCCGCUUCCGCUCCUGGGACACCGCCGGGCUCCUGCUCUACACCAGCUUUGCUGACCGCCUGGGCUCCCUGGAGGUGGUGCUGAGUGAGGGGCAGGUCAACGUCUCCAUCACCCAGCCGGGCAAGAAGAAGCUGGAGUUUGCCGCAGGGCAUCGCCUGAACGACGGCUUCUGGCACUCGGUGCAGCUGGUGUCACGGGACGGCUCGGCUGUGGUGACCAUUGACGAUGAUGAUGGUGCUGAAUUUCGGGUGGCACACCCCUUCCAGCUCCGCACUGGCAGCCAGUACUUCUUCCACUGGUUGGGGCAGUACUUCAACGUGUACUUCAAUGUGUGUGGCAUCACGGACAGGUGCACCCCCAACCUGUGCGAGCAUGACGGCCGCUGCAUCCAGUCCUGGGACGACUUCAUGUGCAUCUGCGACCUGACGGGGUACAAGGGGGAGACCUGCCACAAAUCUCUUUAUAAGGAGUCGUGUGACGCUUACCGGGUCAGCGGGAAAACCUCAGGGAACUACACCAUCGACCCGGACGGCAGCGGGCCGCUCAAGCCCUUCACGGUGUACUGCGAUAUCCGAGAGGACCGAGCAUGGACCAUCAUCCGGCACAACCGCCACUACGCCACACGAGUGACGGGCUCCAGCGUGGACCAGCCCUACCUGGGGGCCGUGGAGUACUGGAACGCCUCUUGGGCCGAGGUCUCAGCGCUGGCAAAUGCCUCUGAGUACUGCGAGCAGCGCAUCGAGCUGCACUGCUACAGCUCCCGCCUGCUCAACACCCCCUGCAACACCUGGAACACCGUCUCCUUCAACAGGGGCACAGCCCUGCUCUUCCCCACCUUCCAGGCCAACCACAGCCUCGACAUCUCCUUCUACUUCAAGACCACCGCCCUGUCUGGUGUCUUCCUGGAGAACCCCGGAUCCCGAAACUACAUCCGUGUCGAGCUCAACAGUGUGGACUAUCUCCCCGUCAUGGAGCAGCAGUUCUCCCUGUUCGUGGACAGCAAGCUGGACUCCCCCAAAAACCUGUACCUGGGGCGCGUGAUGGAGACCGGCGUGAUCGACCCCGAGAUACAGCGCUACAACACGCCCGGCUUCUCCGGCUCUGUGAAGUUCAACAGUCUCGUCCCCCUCAAAGCCAUCUUCCGCCCCACCAGCGUCGUGCGGCCCUACAGCAUCCGGGGGGAGCUGGUGGAGUCAAGCUGCUCCUCCAUGCUCCCCCUCACCACCAUCCUCAUCCCUCCCGAGAUGGACCCCUGGUACAUGGGCACAGAGUUCCCCCACGUGCACGAUGACGGCUGGAUCGGGAUCAUCAUCGGGUGUAAGUGA